AUGCGUGUGAGCAAAAAGUUCCAGGCAGUGGUUUGUCAUAUACUUCGGCUGCGCCUGAUACAAGCCCCUCAAAGACUUGCCGAGCUCAAGCCGCUGCUGGAAUGUGGUCAACCAAGUACCAUGCCACUGAACUUUUAUUGCACUUAUAGAGAGACGGAAGGCCUGGAGAAGAAUGCCGCCGAAGACUGGCGGUUGAUGGAGGCGUACACCGUCUUUGUACCGCAGCCGAAACAAGCAGUUGCAAAUUCGAAGGAGUCUUGUAUGGGAAAACCCAAGAGAGGAAAGCUGGUCAGCUUGUCUACCAUUGAGUCAUUUGGCCAGUUCACAGUAACUUUGAAGCUCCCCUGGAUGUCUGGGCAGCUUAUGAGCAGCCUGCACAAUGUAAUUUGUGGCAAGACGGUACGUCUGCAAAGACGGUGGUUGGAGGCGAGUCGUUCAGCCACCUUUUGGCUCGACGAUGCAGAAAACGUCGGUGUCCAUCUCCAUGCUCAUGAGCUCAGGAACCGUGAUUUGGACGAAGUUGGAGACAUGGACGAGAACUACUGGGAAGUUGAUGUCAAAGGUGAGAUGAACGUUCGUCUUUCGAAUCGGAGCUGGUAA
Messenger RNA from Penicillium oxalicum, 600 nucleotides. RefSeq lists its product as uncharacterized. Lineage: Eukaryota; Fungi; Ascomycota; Eurotiomycetes; Eurotiales; Aspergillaceae. The transcript has 2 exons. Bases 1 to 600 code for a protein of 199 amino acids. The record is from RefSeq and is a predicted model, not a curated record.